AUCACGAGUCUUCAGUGGGCUGUCCUGGGGCCCUGGGUGAGGCCAGGCCUGGCCCAUAAAUAGGGGUCUCCUCGGUGCUCUCCACUCCUGCUGCACACCUCCCUUGCUCGCCCACACCGCUGGCACCGGGCCUCAGACAUCUGCUCUGCUUCCAGAGAAUGGCUGCUCAGCACACUCUGUGGAUGGGGCUGGUCCUGCUGGGGCUGCUGGGCGGCCUGCAGGCAGCAGCCGAGGCUCAGGUCUCCGUGCAGCCCGACUUCCAGCAGGAAAAGUUCCUGGGGCUCUGGUUCAGCGCGGGCCUCGCCUCCAACUCGAGCUGGCUGCGGGAGAAGAAGGCGGCGCUGUCCAUGUGCAAGUCGGUGGUGGCCCCGGCCUCGGAUGGCGGCCUCAACCUGACCUCCACCUUCCUCAGGAAAAACCAGUGUGAGACCCGGACCAUGCUGCUGCAGCCCGCGGAGUCCCUUGGCUCCUACAGCUACCGGAGUCCCCACUGGGGCAGCACCUACUCGGUGUCCGUGGUGGAGACUGACUACGACCAGUACGCCCUUCUCUACAGCCAGGGCAGCAAGGGCCCCGGCGAGGACUUUCGCAUGGCCACGCUCUACAGUACGUGCCCAGGGGGCUGCCCCGAGGCUGGGGCCAGAUGCAGCCUGACCACAGGGGCUCCCCCAGGCUCAGGGAGAGCUCACACUGUCCCCUCCGCUGAGGCCAGCUGUCUCCUCCCUGUCCCAGGCCGAACCCAGACACCCAGGGCUGAGUUCAAGGAGAAAUUCACCGCCUUCUGCAAGGCCCAGGACUUCACAGAGGAUACCAUUGUCUUCCUGCCCAAGACCGAUAAGUGCAUGACGGAACAAGAAUAGCACUCCCCAGGCCUGAAGCUGGGACCCCCGCCAGCCAGGUGACCCCCGCGCUCUGGAUGUCUCCGAUCUGUUCCUUCCCUGAGACCUUGCCCCGGCUCCCCACCCAAGUGCCCCCGCUCCCUUGGGCUUCAUUCUGGCUCUAUGCAAUAAACUGUGGAAGCAAGUCA
This is a messenger RNA of Saimiri boliviensis boliviensis (Bolivian squirrel monkey), 1027 nucleotides long. The record is from RefSeq and is a predicted model, not a curated record. NCBI's taxonomy places the organism in Eukaryota, Metazoa, Chordata, Mammalia, Primates, Cebidae.